Dermatophagoides pteronyssinus (European house dust mite) is the source of this 598-nucleotide messenger RNA. RefSeq names its product NADH dehydrogenase (ubiquinone) B14 subunit (gene ND-B14). The record is from RefSeq and is a predicted model, not a curated record. Gene Ontology annotation, cellular component: respiratory chain complex I. Gene Ontology annotation, biological process: response to oxidative stress. NCBI's taxonomy places the organism in Eukaryota, Metazoa, Arthropoda, Arachnida, Sarcoptiformes, Pyroglyphidae.
UGCAGAGCUAGAUGGCUAUAGUGUUGCAAAACAUGUGAGUGAAUACAGCUGUUUUGUUUACUAACCAAGGCUCAGUGUCGUUUAUUGGGUUUUUUAAUUUUUUUGCAACAACAAAAAGAUGGCUUCAAAUCAACUGGUCAAACAUUUGGGAGGUAAAGUCAAGCCGGUAUUAUCAUUAAAUCAAACGGAAGCCAGGCGUCGUGUUUUGAAUUUAUAUCGUGCCUGGUAUCGACAAAUACCAUAUAUUUGCUAUGAAAUGGAACUGCCGGUCAAUGAUAAACAGAUGCGCAAUAAAGUUCGUGAAUUAUUUCUGGCAAAUCAACAUAUAACUGAUGUUCGCGUGAUUGAUAUGUUGGUCAUUCGUGGUCAAAUGGAAUUGAAUGAUACAAUCAACAAAUUCAAAUCUCAUAUGCAUGUGAUGGCCUAUUUUAAUGAACAUCAGAAUCCUAAAGAUUUUCUGUCGAAAUUUUUGGCCGGUCAUAGUAAUGAAUAGAUUGAAAAACAAAAAGAAGUCUCGAAAUAAAUUUUAUUUCUUGAAAAAUGUCAAAAUACAUCCACCAACAGCAGUGGAAAAAUGAAUAAGAUAAUUAUCCUCUAA